Angiostrongylus costaricensis is the source of this 996-nucleotide messenger RNA. NCBI's taxonomy places the organism in Eukaryota, Metazoa, Nematoda, Chromadorea, Rhabditida, Metastrongylidae. The record is from the annotation of a GenBank genome assembly.
AUGGCGUGUGAUUGUUUCCUAGCCAGUGUUGGUUAUUGCGCGCUGGGGCUAAUUGUGUAUAAGAUCGUUGCUGCGCUGUACAAAAUUCUUUGGCCAUAUGUUAUCGCAUCUUCGGCGGACCUACACUCAAAGGCUGGAGCCAAAUGGGCAGUGGUAACCGGAGCCACAGAUGGGAUAGGGAAGGCGUAUGCAUACGAAAUGGCUCGAAAAGGUUUCAAUGUUUAUCUCGUGUCUCGAACGCAGUCGAAACUCAGUGAGGUACAGAAGGAUAUACUGGAAAAAUAUAGCAAGGUAGAAGUGAAGACAUUUGCUUUCGACUUUUGCGUUGGAUCUAUAGAAGCGUAUGCGCCACUUCUGAAAGCUCUUAAUGAAGUCGAAGUCGGCAUUCUAGUAAAUAACGUUGGCAUGAGUUACGAAUACCCUGAGGCAUUUCAUAGCAUCGAGGGAGGACUAGAGCGUAUUGCGAAUAUCACUGUUAUAAAUACGCUACCGACCACUGUUCUUUGCGCCUCAUUGAUCAAACAAAUGCUUCCACGAAAGAAAGGCGUCAUUAUCAAUGUCUCCUCCAGUGCAGGUGAAAAUCAAAUGGCAUUCUGGGCUGUCUAUUCUGCUAGCAAGAAAUACGUGACAUGGUUAACGAAGAUUUUGCGCAUGGAGUAUGUUGAUUCGGGCUUAACAAUUCAAACAGUUUGCCCGAUGAUGGUAGCCACAAAUAUGAGUAAGGUUCGUAAAACAUCAUUCUUCAUACCUAGUGCGGAACAGUUUGUAGCAUCCGCUGUGAAGAGUAUUGGUCUAGUUACGGAAACCACAGGAUUUCUAGCACAUCAAAUUCAGGUCGAGAAAGUUAUCAUAUUUUUCGAACUCCUAAUCAUUUUAUCCUGUUUUCAGAUAGAAGUGAUCAAGUUGAUACCAACUCCUUUACGUAACAUUCUGAUCACCAAAUACACUUCGGCGCUUCGCAGGGCCGCACUUAAAAAGAAGGCCAAAUCUCAGUGA